Molecule: messenger RNA, 1250 nt
Organism: Eutrema salsugineum
Lineage: Eukaryota; Viridiplantae; Streptophyta; Magnoliopsida; Brassicales; Brassicaceae
Product: cysteine-rich repeat secretory protein 12
Exons: 3
Coding region: 83-991 (302 amino acids)
Cellular component (GO): plasmodesma
Source: RefSeq, a predicted model, not a curated record
AAGCAUUAAAAAAAAAGUUGCUACACUCUCAUAUUUUUAACAAACACACACACACACAGAACAGAGCAGAUCGGCAAAAGCCAUGUUCUCAACAAAAACGAUCCUCUUUAUCGCCGUCGUGUCGAUUCUCGGAGCGUUUUCAUUCGCAGCCGUCGAUACUUUUGUCUACGGCGGCUGCUCGCAAGCCAAAUACUUCCCGGGAUCGCAUUACGAGUCCAACGUCAACUCGCUCCUCACAUCGUUCGUUAGCUCAGCUUCUCUCUCCACAUACAACAACUUCACCGUCAACGGAAUCUCCGGCGGCGACAGUUCCGUCUACGGAUUGUACCAGUGUCGCGGCGAUCUCUCCUCCGCCUCCGGCGACUGCGCUAGAUGCGUCGCUCGAGCCGUUAGCAGACUCGGAAGUCUCUGCGUCGGCGCGUGCGGUGGCGCGUUGCAGCUCGAGGGGUGUUUCGUGAAGUACGAUAACUCGACGUUCCUCGGCGUGGAAGAUAAGACGGUGGUGGUUAGACGGUGUGGAUCACCGGUUGGGUAUAACUCGGACGAGUUGACUCGGAGAGACUCGGUGGUGGGUUACUUAGCGGCGAGUAGCGGUGGGUCCUAUAGAGUGGGAGUGUCGGGGGAAUUGCAAGGUGUGGCGCAGUGCACCGGAGAUCUCAGUGGGAGCGACUGUCAAGACUGUUUGAUGGAGGCAAUCGGACGGCUGAAAUCGGAUUGCUCAACAGCCGCUUGGGGUGACGUGUACUUAGCCAAGUGCUACGCGCGGUAUUGGUUGCGUGGAGGCCACUCGCGAUCUAAUGGCUACGGUGGGGAUCGUGACAAUAAUGACGAUGAGAUAGAGAAGACACUUGCUAUCAUAGUUGGCUUAAUUGCUGGAGUUACGUUACUCGUCGUUUUUCUUUCUUUUAUGGCAAAAUCGUGCGAGAGAGCUAAAGUUUUGGAGCGCCAACGAUACGAAAAAAACACACAAAGUCGAGUUCGAAAUAUAUGAUAAAUGGUGGGUGUAGUUGGUUGAAUUUUAAUGCUACUUAUACAAUAAGAUAUUAAUUAUUUAGUGUAUAGAACUUUAUAAAGUGGUCGAGUGGAUAUCAUUAUGUUUCAAAUUUCAUACAAAAGUAGGAAGAAAUAACAGCAGAAUACGUGGAACAAACGGCUUACGUGACACAUUUUCUAUCAUCAAUUAUUCACCCUAUAGUUUAUAUUGAAAUUUGUUUUGAAUGUUCCUUUGUAUUUAUUUAACUUUUAAACAU